Messenger RNA from Oryza sativa Japonica Group (Japanese rice), 873 nucleotides. RefSeq names its product snakin-2. NCBI's taxonomy places the organism in Eukaryota, Viridiplantae, Streptophyta, Magnoliopsida, Poales, Poaceae. The record is from RefSeq and is a predicted model, not a curated record.
UGUCGGCCAGGGCAGGCAGCUUCCUCCUACCCUGCAUCUGCAAAUGCAUCACCUAUCGCUUUAUUUAUUUGUUUAUUUAAUUUCCUGCUUAUUACCUUCUUCACUCACUCUGCUAGCUAGGAGUAUAUAUAUAUAUAUACACACAGCACCUCUCAACUCUAGCUAAACCCUGUCCCUUGUUAAUUCUUCUUCUUCUUCCUAACUACUCCAAGCUAGCUCAGAAUCAGAUCCAUCCAUGGCCUCCUCCGGCUCCAAGUCCAAGACCAACAAUGGCUUCUUCGUCCCUUCUCCUGCAACUGCAAUGGCGCCAUGCUUCCUCCUCUUGCUCAUCUUCUUCUUCCUCCAUGUCGAUGCUUCUGCUGCUGCUGCUUCUUCUUCUUCCCAUCCACAGCUGCAGGUGCAGCAGAUGCAGGUGAAGAGGGCGAGAUCCCUCCUGCAGGCUCCAAAGAUAGACUGCCAGGGGACGUGCUCGGGGCGAUGCGCCAACAACUGGAAGAAGGAGAUGUGCAACAAGAUGUGCAACGUCUGCUGCAACCGAUGCAACUGCGUUCCCCCGGGAAGUGGGCAGGACACCCGCCACCUCUGCCCUUGCUACGACACCAUGGUUAAUCCACACAACGGCAAGCUCAAGUGCCCAUGAUUCCUUCCUUCCUAUUAGCUGCUGCUAUUGCUCUCAGAGAGAUCAGAGUACAAUGUACUUGGUAGUAUGUGUACGUAUGUGUUCCAUGCAUCUUGAUGUUCAAUCCCUACAUCUCUCUGGCUGUCACUACUAGCUUAGCUACUACAUAGGACUGCUCUAUAUAAUAGAUGCCUUUCUACUUUCUUCAAUCUCCAGCACCAGGAAUAAAACAAACAUAUCAUGAUUCUCUUCUA